AUGGCCCCUAUCGAGCGAAUCACCCUCUUCAAGGUCCCCAAGGAAGAAGACCGCCACCGUAUCUUAGAACAAUACAAAAUUCUCGCAAAGACAGCGACCAAGGACGGUAAACCGUAUAUCGUUUCGUGUGCGGCAGGCCUCUCCAUCGAUGACCCACGAAACAAGGGUUUCAAUGUGUCGGUGAAAACGACGUUUGCGUCCCUGGAGGAUAUGCAGUACUACGACAAUGAGUGCGAGGCGCACAAGGCAUUGAAAGCCGUGGCGGGACCGGCCAAGGAGGAUGUGCUUACGACUUAUUUCGAGGAUGUCCUGUAG
Messenger RNA from Penicillium oxalicum, 315 nucleotides. Its product is annotated as Dabb family protein. The transcript is spliced from 2 exons. NCBI's taxonomy places the organism in Eukaryota, Fungi, Ascomycota, Eurotiomycetes, Eurotiales, Aspergillaceae. The record is from RefSeq and is a predicted model, not a curated record. Bases 1 to 315 code for a protein of 104 amino acids.